Molecule: messenger RNA, 859 nt
Organism: Sorghum bicolor (sorghum)
Lineage: Eukaryota; Viridiplantae; Streptophyta; Magnoliopsida; Poales; Poaceae
Exons: 1
Coding region: 159-656 (165 amino acids)
Source: RefSeq, a predicted model, not a curated record
CCUCGCUCUCCGGCCAGUCACACUACACUCCUCGCGCCGCAUCCAUCCUUCCGUUCCCUCUCGAUCUCUCUGCUGUCUCGCGGGUCGCAGAUCCCGGUCGAGCAAGAAGCAAGCCGGCGCCAGCGGCCAGCGCAGCAGAGGGGGUGUGAUCGACGACGAUGGCGGGCAGCACGCGCGCGGCGCACAAGGCGUUCCUGCUGAUCAACUACACGCUGCUGGGUGCGGCGUCGGCGUGCAUCUUCCUGACGCUGUCGCUGCGCCUGGCGCCCUCCGCGUGCGGCCUGCUCCUCGUCUUCCUCCACGCGCUCACCGCCGUCUUCGCCGCCGCGGGCUGCUCGGGCUCCUUCACCGAGGGCGGCGCAGGGCGCGCGCACGCCGCGCACACCGCGGGGGCCGUGCUCACCGCCAUCUUCCAGGGCGCCGCCGCGCUGCUCGCCUUCACACGGACCGCCGACUUCCUCGCCGAGCUGCGGUCCUACGUCCGGGAGGAGGACGGCGAGGUCAUACUCAAGCUCAUCGGCGGGCUCGGCACCGCCAUCUUCGUGCUCGAGUGGGCCGCGCUGGCGCUCGCGUUCGCGCUCCGCCUUGACGACGAUGGCGGCGAGGAGAUUGACGGCGAGCACUGCAAGAGCUGGGCGUCAGGGUACCAUGUCUGAUUCUGCUCUGAUCAGGCACCGGAGACUUACAGUCACAGAAAUCAGAAAUGAGGGAUUUUUUUUCUCUUCUAUUAAUUACAGCUGUGGAUCUAUUCCGCUGUUGUUACUGUGGUCAUGAACCAAGUGCAAAGGCAAAUGUUUUGCUUUGCACUGUAUUCAAUUCAUCUGUUAUAAAUUGCAAUAAAAAAAUAUUCAUUCAGUAA